Molecule: messenger RNA, 2120 nt
Organism: Vespa crabro (European hornet)
Lineage: Eukaryota; Metazoa; Arthropoda; Insecta; Hymenoptera; Vespidae
Product: odorant receptor 9a-like
Biological process (GO): sensory perception of smell; detection of chemical stimulus involved in sensory perception of smell
Cellular component (GO): plasma membrane
Molecular function (GO): olfactory receptor activity; odorant binding
Source: RefSeq, a predicted model, not a curated record
AUGAACACUUAUCUAUUUGAAAUUAAUUUGAUUUUUCUUUUUUAUAGAUCGUUAUACUGUUUCCCUUUGUGUCAUUUUAUCGUGAUAUAUUUUAUUCGAUUUCAGCCAGUGGAUCUGUCCGAUACCGUCAAAGUGUUAACAUGGAACAGGAGAUGUCUCAGUAUCGUGGGAAUAUGGCCUUUGAAGGUUUACGAUCCGAUAUUCCUUUUCUCCAUCGUAUAUCUGGCAAUUCAUUUUGUCUUAGGAAUUCUCGAUUUAACCAAUUACUCGAACAACUUUGAUCUUAUAGUAGCAAAUAUCACGGAAAACAUGGUUAUGCUGAAUACUCUCAUCAAAAUGACUAUCUGUAGAUAUUACAGAGAUUCGUUGGCGCAAUUUUUGUUAACAAUACGAAAGGAUUUUAAGGUCGAAAGUUACAAAAGUCAAGAUGAAAUUUUAACAUUUUUCGCUUACAAUAGAUUAUCUUAUCUAUUCGGUGUAAUAUCUUUAUCUUUUAUGGGUGUCAUCUCGAUAAUAUAUUUCUUGGUAUCAUUGAUAACGAACGUGCAAAUGGGUAAUUAUUUUCAACGUUUGAACGUUUUCAUCAUUAAAAAGGGGCGCAAUGAAAUUCGGCCUUUACUUGUUACAGUUAUGGAUAAUUCCUCUUUCGGUUAUCAGCUGCCUUAUAAAACGCGACCAAUCAUAAAAAUCAAUGAUCCUACGACCUAUGGUCUUCAUUGUUUAUAUCAAGUUAUUAUUUUACCGCUGAUUACGUUCGGUUCCGUUGGUUACGAUUCCUUCUUCAUCACAUUGUCCCUUCACGUUACCGCACAAUUGUCCGUAUUGAAAUACAGAGUUAAAUUAGCCUUGGAAGAUCCAAAUGGUUGCCAAUGCGGGAUGAAAAAAUUGAUUAAAAGACAUUACGGACUAAUAAGAUUGGUGGAUAUCUUGGAGGAUGCCUUCAACUUUGGAAUUCUAGAACAUCUUCUAGGAACGACGUUCAACUUGUGUAUUUCCGGUUAUAACGCUAUAACGCGUUCGUCGAACGGUCAACUUCUCGAGCUCUUUCUAUUUUUUAUAUUCUCAAGUAUAAUACUGAGCACGUUGUUCGUCUAUUGCUACAGCGGCGAAUGUCUCAUUCAAGAAAGUACGGACUUUGCCAUGGCGUUUUACGAGUACGAAUGGUACGACAUAUCGCCGGUGAAUUUGAAGAUGGUCUUAAUUUGUAUGAUACGAGCAAGUAAACCGUUACAAUUGACCUCUGGAAAAUUUUUCGUCCUAUCGUUAUGUACUUUCACCGAUAUAUUGAAAACUUCUAUGGGAUACCUGUCGGUAUUACGUACUAUGUUGUUAUGAUCGAGCGCGCGCGAACAAAUCCUCCUAUUCGUCCUAUUUAUGUGAAACGAAGUCAGUCGAUUGUAAAGUCAUACAUCGAGACGUCUUCAAUAGAAAUUUUCUUUACACUGUUGCGUUGUUCCUUUUAUUAUAUUUUUUACUUUGCGUUAUCCUUAUUAAUGAAAAAUAACUUUGAAUGAACUUUUUCAAGAAAACUCUCGCUGACGAAGCUUUUCUUUCCGACGGGAAUCGAAAAAACGUAGAAAGAAAUGCUUCGUAGAAAGAGAAAUCGUAUAUUCACGGUUAGAAAAGUUUUCUUCCCUCCUAUUUUUUCUCUUUCUUUUUCCCCCUUCUCCUAUUCAUAGGUUCGGUUCUAACUCCGAACAAUAAGUAAUGAGAAAGCUCUUAUAAUUGUAGAGCUUCGAAACUUUUCAAGACGCAAUCGCGUUUUUUUCCUAAAGAGAGAAACGACUUGAUGGGGUUAAAUUGCAUGGUCGAGAGAUCGGGCAAAAAAGAAAAAGAAGAAGAAGAAAAGAAAGAAGUUGAAAAUUGUUGUUAACAGAUAGAUGAUUCCUCCUCGGGAGCAGACCUAUCAAUUUUUCUUUACGAGACUUGUAGGAAACUUGUUUCUUCCUUCCAACGCCGAGGGGAUCGACGGGGUCCAGUCUCUCUCUCUCUCUCUCUCUCUCUCCCUCUCAAUUUUCGUGCGAAUCAAAUGGUGGAAAAGGGUAGAAAAGUACGAGCGGAAUGAUAUAAUAGAUUCUAUUUAAUUUAGUUUCGAGAACGAACCGACUCCUUUUAUUUUC